This is a messenger RNA of Peniophora sp. CBMAI 1063, 2694 nucleotides long. The record is from the annotation of a GenBank genome assembly. Lineage: Eukaryota; Fungi; Basidiomycota; Agaricomycetes; Russulales; Peniophoraceae.
AUGACACUCAAGGUAUCAGACUCAGAUACGGCAGGCGUUGAUGGUACAGACUCCAUGGACGUGCGCGCGGAGAAGGAGACGGAUGGCGAAGGCGCGGGGACGUCUUCGGGACGCAUGUCUGCUCAAAAGUUUAGGCAGUAUUCGUCGAAGAGGCGAGGCGGCAUUGUCGCAGUGCAAGAUGGCGACGCUCCCAACUCAAGUGGCAUAUCGAGUUCCGCGACGACAGUAGGAGCUACUCGACUUCCAGCUCCAAGCAUCAAGACAGAUACGCAGUCCGUUCGUACGAAGACGCUGAAGCAGGUCCGCAAUACACUCGACAAGUCUUGGAAGUCCCUUCGCUGGCCCAUCUACGAGCUAAACGGUGAGGGAGAGGAGGCAGCGCUGGAUCUUGAAACGCGACGAGUCGAAAAGUCGCUCCUUAGGGCAGAUGGCACUCGGCGCAAACCCAUCAUUGAUUGGGCUCGAUCGUUCGCAGUGAGCUUCUUUCUGAACAUUGGCGGAUAUACGUUACCAACGGGUAAUAGGUUCGAGCGUUUGGACGUCGUACAUCCCUGGAGAGCAGGUUAUGGCGAGGAUCCUCGACAACCCAUCGGGAAGCUGACAACCAUCCCGGAAUCAACAUCCGAAAUCCAAAACUCUAACAUACGCGCGCCGCAAUCGUCCGGGAGUACAUGCUCGUCCAAAUACGGUUCUAUCGGGCCGGCAAAGAAACCCGCAUUCGUCCCGCCCGCACAUCCUUCUCCAGGCGCUUCCAUACAUUCCGACGAGCAAAGCGAGGGUCAACAGUGGACGGGCACGCAGUGGGAGGAAGAGCAGAGCACGGAGGAAGACGCCACCGACAGCGACUGCUCGCAGCGCGACGACAGCGACGUAGAAGAUUCGUGGGGAAGGGGUGAUGACAUCCCGCGCGACAUUCCCUUGCAGGUUGCGCCCGAUCAAAUCAGCGACCUGAGACCCAUGUUGCUGUACGAUAUACGGGUGGCUCUCCCAAAGACCGUACGAAAUCAGGGCUUCACGCUGCUCCAUAGGAUUGAUCAGGAUAUGCGAGAGUUACAACCUCAGCAGCUACCGUCUUGGAUUGAGACGUACUCUCUCAGUCAGUGGUACGACCUUCCUCUUGGGGCAAUCGAGUCGAGCAUGGGCUCGGGCAACGUCGUGAUCAUCCGCGAUUCCCAUCUGAACGCAGGCUGGAAGUUCGGCAUCGCGAGCGCGUCCAGGAUUCGGAGUGGAGCGACUCCCGUACAGGUUCAAGACUUCGCGAAUAAGUAUCGACCUUCCGGCGUAACUCAUCGCUGGGUAUCCCUUGCGGAUGUUGUGCAUGACGAUUAUCGCGAUCCGCAGAGGGUUUACAAUCUUUUGAGUGCGCCUCAAACCAGUCCUUUGGUUCCUAUUCCCCGCCAAAGUGAUCUUGAUUAUGGGAGUCUUGCUUUGAGAGCGAGAGAGGAAGCGCUAGACUCUGUCCGGGGUAGCGCAGAGUGGAAACUUGACAUCGACAUAGCCACCGGAUUGAACUGGGCGAUCAUAUCUCACAAACACGCCCUGUCGCUGGGACAUGUCGAUACUGCGGGAGUUCACACCGCUAUCGUCAUCCUCGACGGCGUCAAAUACUGGGCCAUACGGAAAACGGUUUUGGAGGGUCGGACAGAAAUCGAUGUUGAUGACGCCGAAUAUUUCGUUGAUCUUGCUGCGAGAGACAUCCGGAGCCUUCCCGGCGAACCUACGGAUUGGGUUGCCGUUCUUCUAUUCCCAGGCGAUGUACUUAUUCUGCCUCCCAACGCGCGACAUGCAGUCUUCACCGUUCUUGACAGCAUGAUGUCGGGGAUCCAUUUUUUCCAUUACACCCAGUUGCAACGGUCGCUCUGUGGUUGGAUUUGCUCGAAGUUCACAACGACACAAAUCUCGAACGCUGAGCAUGAUGUCUUCUUGUCGAUCUUUCAAGCUUUCGCCACGUUCUGGGUAGAGGGAUUCCGUUCCGACUCUCGCCUCAAGCUGGCUCCCGAAGACCCGGUCAUUCGCUCACGGCCUCAUCCCGAAAACACCUCACACGGACUUUCGGCUCUUCUGUCCGUCGGCGUCUCGAUCGCGUUCAACGACACGCUUUCGGGAGUUGCCAAACCCGUAAGAGGAAAGUAUCUCGACAACGACCUCAUUUCCUUUAAGAAGAUUUGGCAAGCCGUGGCUCGGGACGGACACGUUCAAGCAUCGGCGCUGAACUAUCCUGAAGGCUCGUAUCAGACGAUUAUCCAGAAGGCCUGGGAUCCCAGCGACGUUUGGGACGACCGUUGGAGUUGUGCUGGGUUGGCGGAGAUCCUGGUACAUGUCGCUCGUGCAAUCGUUCAUCUCAGUAUUCUGUGGCAGGAGAACCGGGAACCGCUGAAGUACCCCAAGAACUCCACACCAGAGGAGAUACGGCACUUCCAGAAGCAAGAGCACGAGGGCAACUGGCUGCGUCCGGAUCGUAUACGAGCGCGAGCGAUUGGAGACCUAUCCACAGCGCUGGGAGUCGACUUGGACGUGUGUGCCGAACUCGUGGGCUCUCUACGAAACUGCCGCAGGAUGAGGAAUACCAAGUUCUUCCCGGAUGCUAUAUGGGUUGUUCAUAAAGUCGGAACUCGCUCGGGACGUCCUCCGAGUCUCUGGGACGCACUUCACACCCAAGCUCCCAAUGCUCGGAAAGGUGGGAAAGGGCGUUGA